This is a messenger RNA of Triticum dicoccoides, 945 nucleotides long. RefSeq lists its product as uncharacterized. NCBI's taxonomy places the organism in Eukaryota, Viridiplantae, Streptophyta, Magnoliopsida, Poales, Poaceae. The record is from RefSeq and is a predicted model, not a curated record. The transcript has 6 exons. Bases 1 to 915 code for a protein of 304 amino acids.
AUGGUGAUGCCGUACCAGAGGUCGGCGGCGGCGAGGUCCGACAUAGAAGGGCGAGGAAACCGCCACCUCCGUGCAUGCUGCCCCCUGCUCACCCUCGUCUCACCGUCCGUCGUCUGCGACCGCACCGCGCUGCCCACCUACAACAGCAUCGCACCGACGCCCUGCCGUCCGCCGGGGGCGACUGCAUCGCGCCUCUCCGCCUACAACAACGCCGCGGUCGGCAUCGCCACGUCCUCCCGUCCGUCGCCGGCGGCUGCACCUCGCCUCAUUGACUACGACAACGCCACGCCCGGCAGUCCUACGCCUUGCCGCGGGAACGGCACGACGGAUAAGAUCCGCCUGCACCAGAUGGAGUCUCCUAAACGUUCCACUGAACGCACUCCCUUUAAAGACCUGUCCAACUCCGUCAACGCAAGUGUUGUCGACAUUAGUAAUGGAGGGCAACCUACAGAUAUGAAAGAACGCAAGAGGCAACGUGCUAGGGAGCGAUAUGCGCAAAUGGAUAAACAGAAAAAAGAUGAAUUACUACGUAAGCGCCGUGAAGCCUAUCAACAAAAAAGAGCUCGACCAUUAGUUAGUUCUGAAGAGGCGAAAGUGGGGGCAAGUCCAUCUGUGCUCUCCCAAGUGCAGAUAACGACAAUUGGUCAAGGGGACAUUGCAUUGAACAAGGAAAAUGUGGUGCCUAAUGAAGAUAGUGAGUGGUUAAAUAGAAAUGACACAUACCAAAGAGCAUCAAUUGAUUUGCCAUCCCAGGGGCAAGAAAACCUCAUGACUGAUAUUAUUGCCAUCAACAAUUGCAGUAAUGAUGGGCCAACAUCAUCGAUGAUUCAACCACAACCCAUAGAUUCCAAAGAGCGGAAGAGGCUACGGGAUAGCGAACGAUAUGCAUUGAUGGAUUGCAAGAAAAAAAGGUGAACUUCUAAAAAGACAGCGUGAAGCAAGGAA